AUGUUGGAGACUAAUAAUGUUAGUGUUGUUAGUGGUGAAUAUGCUGCUGCUGGGUCUGCGAGGGAUGUUAAAGUUAGAAAUGAAAAGUCAUCUGGACCGUUCGCCGCCACUCAAAUGUGGAACAUGCUGUUGCGAUCAUUCAAAGAUGGCAUGCCGGUGGGCAGACACAGAAAAGGUUUCAAAAGCUACCAAAACUGCUUCAUUGGGUCAGAUGCUGUGUCCUGGAUGCAUGAUAACAUGCAAAAUCUUCUGAAGACCGAUGUCACUAGGUCUCAGGUAGUGACACUCCUGGAGAAAUUUUACAAAGUUAAACUUUUUAGAGAUGUGGAUAAAUCGAGUGAAGGUACUGAAUUUUGUGAGGGAAGCAAACUUUACAGGUUCAGUACUGAGGAGGAGGAGGAGGGAAGCGAUGUGUUGGAACUGGCUGUCUUGCUGCAAUCAACAUCUGUCAACAAAUCAUCAUCCAAACCUUCAUCAUCUUUGUCGUCGUCAUCAUCUUCCAUGUCGCCAAACAGAAUAUUCAGAAGGUUCAAUUUGAAGUCUGGCCACAUGGAUGUUAAUAUACCAAGAAGUAAUUUCAAGCCAAAAGUCACAAAUUCCAACAAGAUGAGACAGAAAUUGAAUGUUUCAGAUGUUGUUGUCAUGGUUAACAGCAACAUCUUUAACAGCAGUAAUGUUGUUAAUGACAGUAGUGACACAACAAGAAACAACAACUUUUACAACAACAAUAACAUCAGCAACAAUAACAUCAGUAACAAAGUAAAUAAUAACAAAAUUGGAUUAUCUAGAGGGAACACAUUUAGUUUUUCAUCAAAGAUGGACCCCCAAACACCUCAAACAUCACAAACACCUUACAUUGCACUCUCAGAAACACAGGCAAGAAACUUUUCUCUAAAAAAAUUUGUUACCAAAAAGACUGAAACUAAAUUAAGUAUGCAUUCCAAUUUGGAAAUGAACAGAGAAACGAAUGUUGAAAGUGAUGAUUUCAUCCUUAGAAAUCCUAAUUUUAGGGAUGAAUCUGAAGUUAUAAAAAUGGAAGUUAAGUUGGCACCACUAGCUUUCAACAUUGAAAAUGGUUUCAUUCUUGGCUUAUCAAGUUUGGUGGCUGAUCCAAGCUUUCGCAAUGCAGUUGGCAGCCUGGAUGUGAACGUACAAUACAUCAUACACAAUGUCUCCAUUGUUAACAAAAAUGCCAUGCCUACCAAUAUCGACAAGAAAAACCCAAUGAAUAACAAUGAAAAACCAGAUGUACAUGUUGAAAUGAAACGUGAGAACGUAGCUGGUAGCAACGUCAGCAACAAUAACACUAACAAUAACAAUGGCUGCAACAGCAAUGGUAACAUGAAUAACAACAACAACAACAACAACAAAGGAGAUGACACAAUGGAUGAUGAUGUUCUUGAUCUUGUAUGUGAAUACACAGCAGAUGUGAAUGAUUCAGCACUCAUCAGUCCACAAAUUCUUCAGAUCAUCAAACUUGCCCAUGAGAGCCAAAGAGUCCAAGCAGAAAUAUCACAAAAAAUACAACAGAAAAGGAUUCAUAACCAGAGAUUGAAUAAUAAGUUUGAAAAUUUUCUACACAAUCAAUCGACACUCGAAACUUGCUUUGGCUUAGAAAAUAAAACUCCAAAGACAACAGUGAAGAUGUCCUCCAGGUUGAGCAGUUCCAUGUAUGCAAAGAUUGGCGACGUCUCCAAGUUCAUUGACGAUGAUGGCGAAGGAGUGGAUGAUGAGAACGCUGAUGACCGAAAAAUGACGUUUUAUGAUUUUUUAAAUAGUUCACCCCCGCCAAAAAUAAUCCACAAAGGUUUUUUUCAUUCUCAGUUUUUUUUCCUUCCUGCUAACAAGCAAUGGAAAACAAAAAAACAAAGAAAAAAAUCGAUUACAAAGUCGGUGGACAACAUAGCAAAGGGCGGCUGCAGCAUCAGUAACCACAGCAACCACACAACCAACAACAACACAAAAAACGACAACAACCACGUAAACAACAGAAGUUCUCACCACUACCACAACCUCUACACCGAGGGAAAGGGGAAGCUCAUCAGCAUGUUUGGCAGCAUCGGCAACAUCUCCAAUAAGAAUUUGUACAACAAUAGCAAUAAUACUAACAACAAUUACAACAACAAUGAAAAUAACGCCAACGAUCACAAUAGUAUGGGUGCUUAUAAUGUUAAGAAUAGUAAGGAGAGGAAGGUUAAGGUCAACAAAUCUCUUGUUGAUGACGCUGAUGAAAUCAUGAAGAUGUUGAUAGACAACCAUGCAUCCCUACAAAAACAACAGCAACAAACGAAAAGUGUUGCAAAUGUUGAAACUACAGCCACUCAACUAAACAACAACAACAUUUUGCAACAUUCUUUUGAAACCCUCUCAAAAUCAUCUGCCAAAACACCACCUUACAUACCUACAAUGUGCAACGACGGCGUUAAAAAAAUCAACCCGUCUGCUACCAAUACCAACAAUUUCAACAAAAAUACCAGAAUAUUUACUGACAGUUACCAUAUCAACGUUGACAACACCAAACAUGUAAAUGUUGAUAAUAAUGAUUACUGCUAUUUCCACCUCUCAAACAUUGGUCACCAACAUUUUAACAAAACCAGCACCAACGAUACAAAUUAUAACAACAUGAGUCUUAACAAUGCUGCUAAUUAUAACAAUGCUAAUGAAAUCAACAGAGACAUUAAUGUUGCUAACAUUCCCAAUAGCAACAACCUCAUCAGUGCUGAUUGCAACAAUACUAACAAAAUGAAUAGUAACAAAGAUGCCUUGAUAGCAGUUAUGCAGCAUAUGAUGUUGGUGCUCCCUCCGGCCAACAGGAGGAUGCUGAUGAUUCUCGUCAGGUUGCUCUCCAAAAUUGUCUUCCCAAACAGCAGCAGCAGUGAUGUAAAUAGCAACAACAACAUCAACAGCAGUGACAUCAACAGCGAUUUUUACAGCGCUUAUGAAAUAUCAAGAUUGGAUGGCAAGCAAAUUAAAUUAUUGGAUGCAUUUGCUUCAUUCAUCCUCUCGAAAGAUUCAUCCAUCUGUCAGUCAUCCAUGGAAAUCCUCCUUUACAUGAUGAGAUACUACAGCUCGAUGUUCAAGGUUCCCCCAUACAUUCAUGGGAAUAAAUUACUCUCAUUCUUUUUUUCGGAAUCGAAGGUUCGAAUUCACUUUCAUCACUCGAGGUUAUUUGUGCCAAUUCGAUGUUUGAAGCAGAAAUAUUUACAUUAUGAGAUGGUGCAUGCGUACAACAAGGAGAGGUCGAGAUUGGAAGUGUUGCAUGAGCAGAAGGAGAACGUGUCGUACAGACCAAACAGCUGGCAGACCAAUCUCCACAACAUGCACGUACAGAGGCCCUUGAAAUCAAUUCUUAAGAAAAAUGUCCACGUUGUUAAGCCUGUCAGUCAUUUGGAAGCUGAAGAUUGCAUUCAACCAAUAAAGUUAUGGUGAUGUUACUCAAGAGAUGAUGAUGAUGAUGAUCAAGGUGAUAAUGAUAACGAUGAUCAUGGUGGUAGUGGUAGUAAUAUUAUCAUCCAACCAACCGUCACAUGCUACGGGUGUUUUAUUCAUUUACUAAUCGCCUGAUAAGAGAAAGUUGUUUUUUGGACUGAAACUCGUUGAUAUAAUAAGACUUGGUCGUUUGCCUUACCUUCAAUUAUUUUUUUAUUCUCCGCACCAGAUUUUUUUGGCACAUUCCAUGUCAUUAUCAUUACUUAAAUAGAUAAUUAUUCAUUUAUGUACUGUUAAUUUAGAAAAAAUAAAUUUGUUGGUAUUAA
This is a messenger RNA of Helobdella robusta, 3755 nucleotides long. RefSeq lists its product as hypothetical. The record is from RefSeq and is a predicted model, not a curated record. NCBI's taxonomy places the organism in Eukaryota, Metazoa, Annelida, Clitellata, Rhynchobdellida, Glossiphoniidae. The transcript has 15 exons. Gene Ontology annotation, biological process: intracellular signal transduction. Bases 1 to 3429 code for a protein of 1142 amino acids.